Ylistrum balloti is the source of this 1527-nucleotide messenger RNA. Its product is annotated as ruvB-like 2. Gene Ontology annotation, biological process: chromatin remodeling; box C/D snoRNP assembly; regulation of transcription by RNA polymerase II. The record is from RefSeq and is a predicted model, not a curated record. Bases 15 to 1406 code for a protein of 463 amino acids. Gene Ontology annotation, molecular function: ATP binding; DNA helicase activity; ATP hydrolysis activity. Gene Ontology annotation, cellular component: R2TP complex; NuA4 histone acetyltransferase complex; Swr1 complex. Lineage: Eukaryota; Metazoa; Mollusca; Bivalvia; Pectinida; Pectinidae. The transcript is spliced from 15 exons.
UGCAUACCGGUACAAUGGCGGCGCCUACAGUAGAGAAAGUCCAGGAAGUACGAGAAGUAACAAGAAUUGAGAGAAUUGGAGCACAUUCCCACAUUCGAGGUCUUGGUCUUGAUGAUGCUUUGGAUGCUAGAAAUGUUUCCCAGGGAAUGGUGGGACAGGUGGAGGCUCGUCGAGCAGCAGGAGUCAUUUUGGAGAUGAUCAAGGAAGGAAAGAUUGCUGGACGUGCAUGUCUCAUUGCUGGCCAUCCUGGUACAGGGAAGACAGCUAUAGCCAUGGCUAUGGCUCAGGCUUUGGGAACAGAUACACCUUUCACAAGUAUAGCAGGCAGUGAGAUAUUUUCUCUGGAAAUGAGCAAAACAGAAGCAUUGACACAAGCAUUCAGAAAAUCCAUCGGUGUUCGAAUUAAGGAAGAGACUGAAAUAAUAGAAGGAGAAGUUGUGGAAAUACAAAUAGACCGACCAGCUACAGGAACGGGUGCCAAAGUUGGAAAACUAACACUGAAAACUACAGAAAUGGAAACAAUAUAUGAUCUGGGACAGAAGAUGAUAGAAUCGUUAACAAAAGAAAAAGUACAAGCUGGGGACAUCAUUACAAUAGAUAAAGCCACAGGAAAGAUCACAAAGUUGGGACGAUCCUUUACACGAGCACGAGAUUAUGAUGCCAUGGGAGCUCAGACAAAAUUUGUACAAUGUCCAGAGGGAGAGCUUCAAAAGAGGAAAGAAGUGGUCCAUACAGUCACAUUACAUGAAAUUGAUGUCAUAAACAGUAGGACACAAGGGUUCCUCGCACUUUUCUCAGGUGACACUGGAGAAAUUAAAGGUGAGGUUCGAGAACAGAUCAACAGUAAAGUGGCAGAGUGGCGUGAGGAAGGCAAAGCUGAGAUUGUACCUGGGGUGCUGUUUGUAGACGAGGUUCAUAUGUUAGACAUCGAGUGUUUCUCCUUCCUGAAUAGAGCGUUGGAAGAUGACAUGGCUCCCAUUCUUAUCAUGGCCACUAACAGGGGCAUCACCAGAAUCCGAGGCACAAAUUACCAGAGUCCUCAUGGUAUUCCAAUAGAUAUGCUGGAUAGGUUGCUGAUCAUCGCCACAACUCCCUAUGAAGAAAAAGAGAUCAAACAGAUCCUCAAAAUCAGAUGUGAAGAGGAGGAUGUAGAAAUGACAGAUGAUGCAUUGACAGUAUUGACAAAGAUUGGAAUGGAGACAUCUCUUCGAUAUGCCAUUCAGCUCAUCACAGUCGCCAGUUUAGUGUGUCGCAAGAGGAAGGGAUCUGAGGUGGAUGUAGACGAUAUUAAACGAGUGUAUUCAUUAUUCCUGGACGAGUCACGAUCUACACAGUUCUUAAAGGAAUACCAGCAGGAAUUUAUGUUCCACGAGAUGUCAGCGGCGGAAUCUAUGGAGACAAGCUGAGAGUAGUCGGCCACCAAACCCUCCUUAUUGUGUUGUCUGCUGUUUCAAUCAUUGUACAAAGAAAGGGACUUUCACUCUUACUAUUGAUCAAAUCACAUCAAAAUACACAUUUUAUAAAGCU